AUGGCGGCCAUGAAGGUGGUGCGGAACCUGGACCUGGAGCGGUACAUGGGCCGGUGGUACGAGAUCGCGUGCUUCCCGUCCCGGUUCCAGCCCAAGGACGGCGCCAACACGCGCGCCACCUACACGCUCGGCCCCGACGGCGCCGUCAGGGUGCUGAACGAGACCUGGACCGACGGCCGCCGGGGCCACAUCGAGGGCACCGCCUUCCGCGCCGACGACGCCGGCGACGAGGCCAAGCUCAGGGUCAGGUUCUACGUGCCCCCCUUCCUCCCCGUCUUCCCCGUCACCGGCGACUACUGGGUGCUCCACGUCGACGACGCCUACCAGGUCGCGCUCGUCGGCCAGCCCUCCCGGAACUACCUCUGGAUCUUGUGCAGGCAGCCGCAGAUGGACGAGGGCGUGUACGAGGAGCUGGUGGAGAGGGCCAAGGGGGAAGGGUACGACGUGAGCAAGCUCCGGAGGACGCCGCACCCGGAGCCGACGCCGGAGAGCCAGGACGCCCCCAAGGACGGCGGCCUGUGGUGGAUCAAAUCCCUCUUUGGAAAGUAA
Triticum turgidum subsp. durum (durum wheat) is the source of this 549-nucleotide messenger RNA. The record is from the annotation of a GenBank genome assembly. NCBI's taxonomy places the organism in Eukaryota, Viridiplantae, Streptophyta, Magnoliopsida, Poales, Poaceae.